GUGGUUGGGGAUGAGCAUCCAAAAAAACUCUCCCCGUCCCGCCGCCAUCAUGUCCUGCAAGGCUCUGGCCCUCUGCCUCCUGGGGCUCCUGGCUCUCUCCUCCGCUUGCUACAUCCAGAACUGCCCCAUCGGGGGCAAACGCGCCGUCACGGACAUGGAAAUCAGGAAGUGCCUGCCCUGCGGCCCCCGGAACAAGGGCCACUGCUUCGGGCCCAACAUCUGCUGCGGGGAGGAGCUGGGCUGUUACAUCGGCACCUCCGAGACCCUGCGCUGCCAGGAGGAAAACUUCCUGCCCGCCCCCUGCGAGUCGGGACACAAACCCUGCGGCACCGGCGGGAGCUGCGCCGCCCCCGGCAUCUGCUGCAGCACCGAGGGUUGUGGGACUGACUCAUCCUGUGACCAAGAGCUGCUGUUCGUGUAGCCCACCCAGGACAGAACCCACAGGAUCCCAAAUCUCCAUCCCGCUAUCCCAGCCUGGCCUCGGGCUGGGAAUAGACGAGCUGAGGGCUGUGACUCAGCCUGGAGUGAUGAGCUUAAAUAGAAAUAAAACUUGUACAGAA
Molecule: messenger RNA, 560 nt
Organism: Empidonax traillii (willow flycatcher)
Lineage: Eukaryota; Metazoa; Chordata; Aves; Passeriformes; Tyrannidae
Product: neurophysin 1-like
Exons: 3
Coding region: 11-421 (136 amino acids)
Cellular component (GO): extracellular region; secretory granule
Molecular function (GO): neurohypophyseal hormone activity
Source: RefSeq, a predicted model, not a curated record